UUUUUUUUUUUUUUUUUUUUUGUCUCUCUGCUUACGUGCGCCCAUUGGAUGGCAGCUGUGCACCCUGCACAUGGACCGAAUGCGAUUGUUUUUUUUUCUCUUCCAGCCACAUCAGCCCGGGUCUACGGUAAUAGACCAUCAUCGUUCAGUGGCCAAAUUAUUGAUCGUUGUCCCCAUCUUCUAAAUUCCAACGGUUCCAAACCGCCCCGAGCAUUUAAAAUAGGCACCACAAAAGAUUGGCUUCCACCAAUACAACAUAAAAUACAGUACACAUCGAGAGACCUACCUCGAUUACCACUCCCAAAUCGAGACGGGGUGGCUUAUAGAGUGAGGGGGGUGUGCCAAAACAUCAGCGCGGGACAGGAAAGAAGGAGGUGUGACGAGCCGGGAGAUGGUCAAGCGAGCCACAUCUUCCAACGCGAUGCAAGCCCUGUCGAUGGGUCUUAGCUCUCCACCACAAGGGCUCAAGGGUUUGCACAAACCCUUGCGCUCUUCUGCACCCCGGC
Messenger RNA from Pyricularia oryzae 70-15, 506 nucleotides. RefSeq lists its product as uncharacterized. The transcript has 2 exons. The record is from RefSeq and is a predicted model, not a curated record. The coding region runs from base 49 to 447 and encodes 132 amino acids. Lineage: Eukaryota; Fungi; Ascomycota; Sordariomycetes; Magnaporthales; Pyriculariaceae.